CUCAAAUAUCUGAAAAUAAAAAACCUAGAACUUUUGUAGAUUUAGGUGAUAUUAUUGAAACUAUUAAAAUUAUUUUAAAUAAUACACUAGUUGAUUAUGUUGAUUAUUUAAAAUUUUAUAAAGAGCAACAAUAUAUUGAUAUGGAUAUUAAUAAUUUUUCAAAUAUAAAGAUAAAAAUUAUUGAUAAUAGU
Racocetra persica is the source of this 191-nucleotide messenger RNA. Lineage: Eukaryota; Fungi; Glomeromycota; Glomeromycetes; Diversisporales; Gigasporaceae. The record is from the annotation of a GenBank genome assembly.